This is a messenger RNA of Propithecus coquereli (Coquerel's sifaka), 3500 nucleotides long. It is a transcript of the gene DYNC2I1, whose product is annotated as WD repeat domain 60. The transcript has 25 exons. Lineage: Eukaryota; Metazoa; Chordata; Mammalia; Primates; Indriidae. Gene Ontology annotation, molecular function: dynein light chain binding; dynein heavy chain binding. Gene Ontology annotation, cellular component: cytoplasmic dynein complex. The record is from RefSeq and is a predicted model, not a curated record. Gene Ontology annotation, biological process: intraciliary transport. The coding region runs from base 68 to 3280 and encodes 1070 amino acids.
UCCUCCUGGGGUGGCCCGAGCCUGGCCGGGGCCGAGGAUACUGCGGCCGCCGGGCCUGUGGGGAGCGAUGGAGCCUGGGAAGAGAAGAACCAAAGAGGACACUUGGGAAGCGGAGGACCUGAGGAGACACCUACGGGCCGUGCAGGCGGGCAAUCCCAGGGAGGAUAGGAAACACAGGGAGAAGCAGCUGCGCAAGGAGUCUGAGGUGGACCUCCUGGGACACCCGGAGCCUAAGUGCAGGGGUCCAGACCGCGAGACCAAGCACAGAGAGAGGACGGCCGAGGCUCACACCGCCAAGGAGAGUCCUCUCGGGGACAGAGACAGAGAAAAGCAGUGGGAGAGGAGAAAAGACGCAAAAGAGCGGGAGAAGGACAAGCUGAAAGAGAAACACCGAGAGCAGGAUGCAGAAAAGGCUCACGGUAAAGGAAAGGACAGAGAAAAGGAGAAAGACAGAAGGGCCAGGAGAGAAGAGCUCUGGCAGACGCCCGCCUACCACAACCUGCUGGGCCGGGAGGCGCGGGCCCAGCAGCUGCCACAGCGGGCGGAGAGGGCAGGCCGCUCAGUAAGUAAAGUGAGAAGUGAAGAGAAAGAAAGGAGAGAUGAAGACUCAGAAAGAGGAGAUGAAGACAGAGAAAGAAGAUACCGAGAGAGGAAGUUGCAGUACGGGGACAGCAGGGAAAACCCUCUCAAAUACUGGCUGUACAAGGAAGAAGGUGAGAGAAGACAUAGAAAGCCACGAGAGGCAGAUCGAGAGAAGAAACACCGAGAAAAGAGCAGCACAAGGGAAAAGAGAGAGAAGUACUCCAAAGAAAAAAGCAAUUCUUUCUCAGACAAAGACGGGGAGGAGAGACACAGGGAGAAACGCCACAAAGAAGGCCUCCCUGCUGACGAGGCGCGGCAGCGAAGUAACACGGAGAGAAAAGAGAAAUCAUCGCGAGAGGAGCAUAAGAAAAGGGAGCCCAAGAACGGUGAACACAGGAGUCGAGGGACAAGUUCAAGAAGAGACGGGACUGGCAGCCAGCAUGCAGAGAAUUUAAUGAGGAAUAAUGGAAAAGAGAAAGAUUCAAGAAGGAAGCACAGCCGUGAGGAGGGCUCCUCCGUUUGGAAGCUGGCUCAGUGGCAAGGACACGAGGAGACCAUGGAAAUUGAAAAGGAAGAGAUUGAUUCAGAAAAUGCUAGAACUAAUGAAUAUAUAGCCAGUUUUGAAGAUGAUUUUGAAGACUACGAGGAUGAUUUUGAGGUCUGUGACGGGGAUGAGGAUGGCAGUGCUGAGCCCGAGCCCAGAGGGAAACUGGAAGAACUUCCUCCAGCCCAAAAAAGGGAGAUACAAGAAAUUCAAAAAGCCAUUAGUGCGGAAAAUGAGAGGAUUGGCGAGUUAUCUUUGAAACUGUCUCAGAAACAAGGUGGAAAGGAGCGUGAACGGGAGUCCAGGACAGAUGCAAACAGUUCCCCGUCCAGAGCCUCUGUUUGUGGAAUUUUUAUGGAUUUUGCAACAGCUUCACACCGUCAAAAGAGUCGGACUCAGGCCCUUAAGCAAAAGACACGAAGUACAAAACUGCUUCGGCUUAUUGACUUAGACUUUUCAUUCACGUUCUCUCUCUUGGAUCUACCGCCAGUGAAUGAAUAUGACAUGUACAUCAGAAACUUUGGGAAAAAAAACACCAAGCAGGCAUAUGUUCAGCAUAAUGAAGAUAGUGUUGAAAGAGACAUUCAAACUGAAGAAAUAGAGACCAGGGAAGUGUGGACCCAGCAUCCAGGAGAAAGCAAUGUUGUCUCUGGAGAUAGUGAAAAAAGAGAUAUCUCUGAUGCUACAGUUGUACCAAAGAUUGAUACUCGACGGCUGUCAAGCUUUCUGCGGGCAGCUUGCCAGGUGGUUGCUGUGUUGCUGGAAGAGGACCGUGUGGCAGCUGGACCCAGCUGGACUCUCCGGGCUCAGGACGGCGCCUUGUCCAUCAGUGAAAGCUCAUCUCAGCUGAACACUAGCCUGCCCUUCCUGCAAAAUCGAAAAGUAUCCUGUUUGCAUGUCUCUCGAGCUCAGAGGCAGACGGUGGUCUCUGUGCAUGAUUUACCUGAGAAGGCAUUUGCUCCCCAGCUGGAUGGCAGAUACGUCCUCUGUGUGUGGGAUAUUUGGCAGCCCUCAGGGCCCCAGAAGGUUCUGAUAUGUGAGUCCAAGGUCACGUGCUGCUGCUUUAGCCCCUUUAAAGCAUUUCUGCUUUUUGCCGGAACAGUGCACGGCUCGGUCGCCGUGUGGGAUUUAAGAGAAGACUCCAGGAUACAUCAUUAUGUGAAGCUGAACGAUUGUUUCUGGACGUUCAGGACGUCAACAUUUUCUACUGAUGGAAUCCUUACACCAGUAAACCACCAAAGUCCUCUGCAAGCAAUAGAGCCUGUCUCAACCUCCGUCUACAAAAAACAGAGCUUGGUGCUUUCACCUUUUUCUACUCAAGAAGAAAUGUCAGGUUUGUCAUUCCACAUCGCGUCCUUGGACGAGAGCGGGAUUCUCAACAUGUGGGUGGUUGUUGAAUUGCCAAAGGCGGACAUGGCAGGUUCAAUAAGUGAUUUAGGCCUGCUCCCUGGAGGGAGGAUCAAGUUGGUGCACAGCGCUGCGAUCCCGCUGGGGCACAGUCUUUCCCAUAAAGAGAGUGAGUUUUGGGGAACCACACAAAUGCUGAAUGUUAAGUUUCUGCCUGCAGAUCCUAAUCAUUUUAUUGUCGGCACAGACGUGGGGCUGGUAGGCCACAGCACGAGACAGGACCUGAGAGCGUCUCCCAAGUCCUUCAAGCCUCAGCAACGUGGCAUGAGACUCGUCAGAGUUAACGCAAUUGAUUUUUCACCAUUUGGAGAACCAAUAUUUUUGGCUGGCUGCUCGGACGGGAGCGUCCGGCUACACGGGCUGAGCUCAGAGCACCCCCUCCUGCAGUGGGACAGCAGCACAGACGGCCGUGCGGUCACCGGCCUGCAGUGGUCCCCAACGAGGCCUGCCGUGUUCCUGGUCCAGGACAACAUGUCCAACAUCUAUGUCUGGGACCUUCUUGCCAGCGACCUGGGCCCGGUGGCCAGACAGCCCAUCUCCCCAGACAGGCUGGUGGCUAUGGCCGUCGGGGGAGAGCCGGACAAGGCCAGUGGCAGCGUGCUGGCCCUGGUGCUGGCCCGGGCCUCUGGUGCCAUCGACGUCCAGUUCCUGCAGAGGCAGUGGGCAGCCCCGGAGGCAGAUGAGCGCGGCAGGCUGCGCCUGCUUUUGCAGGAAGCACUGUGGACAGAGGGAAGACGGCGCGAGUGACAGGUGUUGCGGGAUCGUGUAAUGACCCCGACUUCAGAGACGUAAGGUGGAUAAUUUCACAUCUGUGUGCACGUACAUUUAUGUAUAUAGGCUGUGUAUAUUCUGUACAUAAUUUAUUUUACAAGAAUGUUACUUUGGAAUUCCCAGUAAAUAAAUCACUAUUUCUGAACAGAAACAAAUGAACAUUUUAGUGGAUGCUACACGUCAAAGAAACAGUCGU